AGGCGGACCUAGCUAGCCUGUAGAACGUUCCCGGGAGCGCGCGCAAAGGGAAGCAGAGGGGGAAAAGGGGCGGAGUUUGCAGCAUUUGGUUGCAAAGAGCACAGCAGGAACUUGGGGAUGGGGAGAAAGCGGAAGGCCCUCGAGUCCCAGAACGGAGAGCCCAGUUCCUCUGGGGCUGAGCUAGAACUGCGCUGGGAAUGGGAGAGCGGUGGUAACCAAUGGCAGCAGUUUCCACCUGGAGAGAACGAAGCUUUGAGCCAAGCUGCCAGGGCUGGGAAGCUGUCCGCAGAUAUUGGGGAGUCCUGUAUCGAUUUGCGCAGGAUGGUGCGGCAGGAUAAACAGACCGGGGAGGAAACCCGUGUGGCUGCAGCUGUGCGGGAUCAGGAUUCCUACUUUGUCUGGCAAUGGCAAGGAGACCCAGAAGGCACCUGGUUUGCGUACCCUGCAGACACGUGCCUGGCUUUGGAGGCUGCCAGGAAGAAUCCUGGGGAGCCCAUCGUAGAAGUGACAGUCGGUAGGACACACUACAAGCUUGACACGACUCGCAUGGUACAGAUCAACACCCGGACUGCGUUUGAGCGUCAGAUGGAACGCAGAGAAUCAGAUGCCACAGAGGUUCAGGAUGAAGGGUCCCAGCCGAGCAAGAAUGCAGUGAAUACUAUUAACCCCAUACCUGCUAAGAAGGCUUGUAACAGAGGAGGCACUUCAGCAUCUCAGGGGGAGGGUGAUAGCACAGCGGUGAAGACGCUGAUAGUGAAGGGAAAAGCCCCUGUAGAUCCAGAAUGCACCGCUAAGCUGGGGAAGGCUCACGUUUAUUGUGAAGGAGAUGAUGUUUAUGAUGUGAUGUUAAAUCAGACGAAUGUCCAGUUCAACAAUAACAAGUACUACCUCAUCCAGCUGUUGGAAGAUGAUGGGUCAAGGAACUACAGUGUGUGGAUGCGCUGGGGACGAGUGGGUAAACCAGGUCAGCAUUCACUUGUGAGCUUUGCUGGAGCCUUAGCUAAAGCUAAAGACCUCUUCACCAAAAAAUUCCUGGACAAAACCAAGAACGAAUGGACCAAGCGGCAGAACUUCGAAAAAGUUCCUGGGAAAUAUGAUCUCCUCCACUUGGACUACGAAGCCAAUGACGCAAGUGAGGAAGAAGCUGCCUCAGAGAAAACCAACUCGUGUCCAACGCCAGUGUCACUGUUGGAGCCACGAGUUCAGCCCUUGGUGCAGCUGAUCUGUAAUAUCCGCACCAUGGAGGAGAUGGUGAUGGAGAUGAAAUACGAUACUAAGAAGGCCCCUUUAGGAAAACUGACAGCCGAACAGAUCCGGGCAGGAUACCAGUCCCUACAGAAGGUGGAGGCAUGCCUCAAACGGAAGCAAACGGGUCGGACUUUACUAGAGGCUUGCAAUGAAUUCUACACAAGGAUUCCUCACGAUUUUGGGCUGAAAACUCCUCCACUGAUACACACAGAAAAGGAACUGAAAGAGAAGAUGCAGCUGCUGGAGGCCCUUAGUGAGAUCCGGAUUGGCAUCAAAGCGGUGCGGUCAGAGCAGCUGGACCAGGAGCACCCGCUUGACCGCAGUUACCGUGGACUAAAUUGUGACCUCCAGCCCUUGGAGAAGGAGAGUCCUGACUACCAGGUCCUCGAACGCUACCUGUCCUCCACUCAUGCCCCAACCCACCAGGACUACACCAUGACCCUACUAGAGGUCUUUGUCUUGAAGAAGGAGAACGCUGAUUCCGACUCUGUCUUCUGUUCUGACCUUCCCAACCGGAUGCUGCUUUGGCACGGAUCCCGCUUGGGCAACUGGGCAGGGAUCCUGAGCCAAGGAUUGCGGGUGGCACCACCAGAGGCACCUGUCACUGGCUACAUGUUUGGAAAAGGGAUCUAUUUUGCAGACAUGUCCUCUAAGAGUGCUAAUUACUGCUUUGCAACCCGGGAAAAAGACAUCGGCCUGCUGUUGCUUUCAGAGGUGGCUCUGGGCGAAUGCAAUGAAUUGCUAGAAGCCAAUCACGAAGCAGAGAAAUUGCUGUCCGGCAAACAUAGUACUAAAGGCCUCGGAAAGCUAGCUCCAUCCUCAGCCAACAGUGUCACACUGCAUGGAGCUGUGGUUCCCCUGGGGCCUGCGAUAGACACUGGAGUAGUGAACCCUCACGGCUACACCCUGAACUACAAUGAGUUCAUCGUCUAUGAUCCGCGACAGGUGCGCAUGAAGUACCUCCUCAAGGUGCGCUUCAAUUUUACCCAGCUCUGGUGAAACUCAAAAUGGACUACUACGUCAAAGAAUCACUGGCAUCUGCUCCAAAAAGAAGCAUUUCAAGUGCCUUCCAGUUCAAGAGAGAUUCUCCCCUUCAACAGACUUUGAUGACAAGAUUACCGUUGAGAAAAAAAUGUGAUAAUUAAUUCAAACCACUAAGUUGUAAUUAAUACUCAUUCACAAAAAAGGGGCACAGUGAUUGAGAAGGCUUAGUGUAAAUAAAUAGUGAAGGUGCCCAAUUUCUCCGUUUUUCUUGCUUCAGCUGUAGAGAAAUGCAACAUGGCUAGCAACCCUACUUUCCAAUAAAUAUGAAGGAAAUGCCUUUGUCUUGAGUCUG
Anolis sagrei ordinatus is the source of this 2584-nucleotide messenger RNA. RefSeq names its product poly(ADP-ribose) polymerase 2 (gene PARP2). Lineage: Eukaryota; Metazoa; Chordata; Lepidosauria; Squamata; Anolidae. Gene Ontology annotation, molecular function: NAD+-protein mono-ADP-ribosyltransferase activity; NAD+ poly-ADP-ribosyltransferase activity. Gene Ontology annotation, biological process: protein poly-ADP-ribosylation; double-strand break repair. Gene Ontology annotation, cellular component: nucleolus. The record is from RefSeq and is a predicted model, not a curated record.